GUCGGUGCAGCUAUGCCUGAGCCAGCAAAGGGCGCGCCCAAGAAGGGCUCCAAGAAAGCCGUCGCCAAGAGCGUCAGCAAGUCCGGCAGAAAGCGGAAGAGGAGCAGGAAGGAGAGCUACGCCAUCUACGUGUACAAAGUGCUCAAGCAGGUGCACCCCGACACCGGCAUCUCGUCCAAGGCCAUGAGCAUCAUGAACUCGUUCGUCAACGACAUCUUCGAGCGCAUCGCCGCCGAGGCGUCUCGUCUGACUCACUACAACAAGCGCUCCACCAUCACGUCCAGGGAGAUCCAGACCGCCGUGCGUCUCCUGUUGCCCGGUGAGCUGGCCAAGCACGCCGUGUCCGAGGGCACCAAGGCCGUCACCAAGUACACCAGCUCCAAGUAGACCGCUCCGACCGUACUACAAAAACAACGGCUCUUUUCAGAGCCACUUCAUUAUUCUUGAGAAGUAAAUGCCUUCAUUGAAUUUCGUUUCAAUUUGUGUAGUCACUUUAUUAUUUGGUGUUGGUCUGAUACCAGCUGAAUGUGUUGGACACUGCCGUUUUACUAAUGUUAAACUCAUUUUAGAUUAUAUUUUAUAGCACUUUCUAGUCAGUGGUGUUACUAGGUUUUAAGGAUGAGGUGGUGAUGGUAAGCCCCCUGGAGUUGAAAUAGUCAUUGCAGUAGUAUAUUAUGGAAACCUAGGGAAAAGCAGUUCGAAGUUAUCAGGGGCUCAAAUGUUACAUUGCUGCAUUUGUCUAUGACAGCAGUGCAGUCUUUUCAGCAUGUGACUAAGUUUUGGAAGCAUAGUUUGUGUAUUUAUGGUUUAAAUUGUAGGCAAGUAUAACUAUCGCAAAUUAUCAUUUUUAAAGGGGCGUUAAUUAUUCACGGAAGUUUGCUAAUCGCGGCCUGGCUCGGUCCCUAUCCCCCGCGGAUAGCGGGGGCUGACUUACACCUCACCAGUUUAGUUGGGGGAAAAAAACGUUUUCUUUUCUGAAUGAAUUAUUUUACUAUCCUAAAAACAUUUCCCCACAAAUGUAGACCAACGUUUGCAAAUAAUUAUUGAAAAAACAACAACACAUAUUUGUCACAAAAGUGAGUAUACACCAGAGACCAGAUAAAUAUACAAUAUAUUUGUAAAGAAAACCGGUGUGCGAAGAAUUUAAGAUCUACUUUAGUGGUUUUCAAGCUUUUUACACAAACAAUGUCAAAAAUUACUUUGCUUCUCCAAGUGCGACUGUUUAAAAAUUAUAAUUUUUAUUAUGUAUUUUUUUUUAU
This is a messenger RNA of Phycodurus eques (leafy seadragon), 1259 nucleotides long. Its product is annotated as histone H2B-like. The transcript has a single exon. Bases 13 to 387 code for a protein of 124 amino acids. NCBI's taxonomy places the organism in Eukaryota, Metazoa, Chordata, Actinopteri, Syngnathiformes, Syngnathidae. Gene Ontology annotation, molecular function: DNA binding; protein heterodimerization activity; structural constituent of chromatin. The record is from RefSeq and is a predicted model, not a curated record. Gene Ontology annotation, cellular component: nucleosome.